Molecule: messenger RNA, 2522 nt
Organism: Durio zibethinus
Lineage: Eukaryota; Viridiplantae; Streptophyta; Magnoliopsida; Malvales; Malvaceae
Molecular function (GO): zinc ion binding
Source: RefSeq, a predicted model, not a curated record
AAUAAAAACCGAAAAUAAACCGAUCAAAAGCAAUCGACAGGAAACCACUGGAAUGCCUCCAAUGAUGAGGUGGAAGGAAAGUAUAAGCAAAAGACGGUCCAAACCCAAAAAAAAGGUUAGAGCAAAGCCCACAAAAGGAGUAAAGACAAGAGCAUUAGAGGAAGCAGGCAGCCCCCACAUACAUUCGGUCACGUCUAGUCCCCAGCAAUACUCUCUCCGCCUCACUGAUUUUUGCACAUCCUUUCCCUCAUCCUCCCCAAUUGCCGUAGGAACUUAUCAGGAAAAGAUUGUUAGUAAUCUUAUUCACUGUCCUGCUUGCGCUACUUGUUCCUUUUUCUAUCUUGCAUUAAGUUCCUGGAUUAUGUGAAAACAGAAAAGUGCCAUUCUUCAAUGGAUUGCAAGUGGUUGUGAACUGUCUGUUUUGUGUGGAGAUAGUGUUGCUUCUUUUCAGUUGCUUAGCAACUUGCAAUGGGGAGAUCGCCCUAAUGGAAGAUUAAUAUGAUGCAUCAAAGUAAUAUGCUGCUGUAAUUGAAGAGAUCAUAAUUAAUUUUAUUUGAUACAUGAUGGGUAAGGAAAGCUUGCCUCAAGCAGUCAAUGGAGGUGUCAACAUUGAUAGUUGUUCGAAUGCUGACAGUGAUGAUUCUGGGACUUACUCACGAUGCAGUCUAGACAAAGAGGCAGGUUUGGCUACUUGUCGUGUAUGCCAGUGUGCAGAAUCUGACAAAAGGGGGGAUGCUGCUUUAGGAUUUUUGGGCAUCACUCCUCCCUUACCAGAAGCGAUUAAAAGGAAUGGAGAUGCUAAGCCUAAUAGCAAAGGACUUCAGAAAGAUAUGGAAAAUGAUGAAUGUCAUGCUAAGAGUAUUCAAAGAGAAUCCGGGUUUGUUGAGUUCAUAAGCCCUGAAGGAGAGGUUUUCAUCUGUAGUACUGAUUUAGAAAUGGGCUCAUGUCAUCAUCAGGACGCAUUAAUUGAACUUGGUUGUUCUUGCAAAAAUGAUCUUGCUCUAGUGCAUUAUGCUUGUGCUCUCAAAUGGUUUGUUAGUCAUGGAUCUACCGUUUGCGAGAUCUGUGGAAAUGCUGCAAAAAAUAUCAGAACUUCUGACUUUAAGAAAGUUGUGGUUUCUUUGAAAGAUUAUGAAGCAUUGAGAGAAAGGACUGCUAGUGGUGAUCCCAAUCCUGCCCAAGUUCAUACAAGUUCAGGUGUAGACCCAGAUGCUGUUGCUGCUAUUAGGAGGCAACGGCUAAGUGAGAUUUCAUUGUGGUUCAGUCCACAUAGCAAUAAUAACAAUAAUAAUAGUUCUGCUGCAGUUUCACAGGUUAUUUCCGAACAACCCCUGAAUACUGUCACUGAAGAAGUUGCUUCCACUGAAAAUCCUGCAACCAAAUGGGCUGUGGAAGGUACUGGGAUUCUUCUUGCUACGGGUCUACUUACUGUCACGCUUGCAUGGCUCAUUGCUCCUCGUGUUGGAAAGAAAACGGCUAGGAGUGGUCUUCAUAUUCUCCUGGGAGGCAUUUGUGCUUUAACAGUUGUGGUCUUCUUUCGCUUUAUUGUGCUGACUAGGAUUAAGUAUGGACCAGCACGCUACUGGGCUAUCUUGUUUGUCUUCUGGUUUCUUGUCUUUGGUAUAUGGGCCUCAAGAACACAUGGUUCUCAUACAACAUGAUUUAUUGAUAUAUAAAUUCACUCUAAUAUUUUUUUUUCUGCCAAAUAGUAAAUGUUGAAAAAAAUGGGAUUUUACGGGACUCCAUUUGAUAAUUCAUGCCUUUUGGCGGUUUGCAUUUAUGCAAUGAGCUGUGGUUUUUCAUUGUAUAGAAUGAUGUUAGCCUAAUUGGACUUUAAAGGUGAUGUGAUUCUUUUCAGUUUAACAUUUUUAAUUCACAAUCAUGCCAUUCUAACUCAAGUGACUUAAGUGAAAGUUUUACAGUCUUGUUUCAUAGCUUGGAUAGAGAAUGAGCAAGGGAACUGGAAAGGGGAGGUGGUGGAAGGGAAGGCUAUGUGCCGGCAUGUGAAUGUUUUGAGUUAGUGGGUGCAGGCAUAGCUCUUUGGAGUAUUUCCAAUUAUAAUCCUGAUUGCUGAAUGGUUAAUGGAAGUUAGUUCAUUAUCCAUUCAUCUUAAUAUAAAUAUGCCUGGUAUGCCUAGCAUUGCUGCUUGCUGUUACUCUUGCUUGGCACUGGCCCAACUUUCUUUUUUAAGUACAAAAGAAAUCACAGUCUGAGGAUAGGAGAAGGGUUGCAAGUGUUAAAAUUUGAAUUUCAGAUCACUUUACAUGAAUCAAUUAAACUAGGUUAUGGGUUCAGUUUUAUUAUUUUGUUACCUGGUGGAAGUGGAAACUUGUUUUUGUUUUAGGUCACAUAAAUUUUUAUAGGUUACCAGAAGGGAGACGAAGACAAUCUGAGUUUAUUGGUUACUGACUGACUGUUGAAAAGGUCUGCGAUACAUUUUCAAUGGCUCUUUGCAAGGUGAAACCUGGGAAACAAACAGCAAUUCACGUGUUAACUGGAUAAUUGCUUUUUGUUCAAUCAAG